GCCGGGCUAAAGGCUGCGCGCUGCUGCCGGCGGGGGGAAGCCUCCCGCCCGCCUUGCUGCCGCCGGCCGGAGCCAUGGGCCGCCCGGUCCUCCUGCUCCUGCUCCUGCCUUUGCUGGCACCGGGGGCCGCCCCCGCCGUCCACCCGGCUUCGAGGGCCCUCGGCAGACUCCACUUACCAACCAAACCCACACCCCGCCACACGGUAGUUAAGAACUACUCAGUUCGUUACUUCCAUCAGAAGGUUAAUCAUUUUGGAUUUAGUGACACGAAAACCUUUAAACAGCGGUACCUAAUAGCUGAUAGACACUGGAAGAAAGAUGGUGGAUCAAUACUUUUCUACACUGGUAAUGAAGGGGACAUUGUCUGGUUUAGCAAUAAUACGGGGUUCAUGUGGGAUGUGGCUGAGGAACUGAGUGCUAUGUUGGUGUUUGCUGAGCAUCGAUACUAUGGAAAGUCCCUGCCCUUUGGCAACAACUCAUUUAAAGAUGCUAAACACUUGAAUUUUCUGACAUCAGAACAAGCCCUAGUUGAUUUUGUAGAGUUAAUCAAACACUUGAAAAGAACAAUCCCUGGAGCCGAAAAUCAACCUGUCAUUGCCAUCGGGGGGUCUUAUGGUGGCAUGCUUGCGGCCUGGCUUAGGAUGAAAUACCCUCACAUAGUAGUUGGAGCUCUUGCAGCGUCUGCCCCUAUCUGGCAGUUUGAGGAUUUGGUUCCUUGUGGUAUGUUUAUGAAGAUUGUGACUGCAGACUUUAAGAAAAGUGGUCCAAAUUGUUCAGAGAGCAUCCGGAAAUCCUGGGACGCCAUUAAUCGACUUGCGGGUUCCGGCAGUGGACUUCUGUGGCUCACUGAGGCUUUUCACCUGUGUAGCCCCUUAACUUCUGAAGAUGUUGAGCAUUUGAAAGAAUGGAUUGCUGAAACUUGGGUGAAUCUGGCGAUGGUCAACUACCCUUAUGAGUGUAACUUUUUGCAGCCUUUGCCUGCCUGGCCUAUUAAGGAAGUGUGCCAAUAUUUCAAAGAACCUGAUACCUCUGAAUCACAGCUGGUAGAGAAUGUUUUCCAAGCUUUGAAUAUAUAUUACAAUUAUACAGGCCAAACAAAAUGCUUGAAUAUUUCAGAAACAACAACUAGCAAUCUGGGAACCCUGGGUUGGGGCUAUCAGUCCUGUACAGAAAUGGUCAUGCCUUUUUGUACUAAUGGUAUUGAAGACAUGUUUGAGCCUCAGUCAUGGGACUUUAAGAAGUUUUCAAAUGAAUGCUACAAACAGUGGGGUGUGAGGCCUCGGCCCUCCUGGAUUGGUACCGUGUAUGGAGGCAAACACAUCAGCUCACACACCAACAUUGUCUUCAGCAAUGGCAACCUGGACCCCUGGUCCGGAGGUGGAGUAACCAAAAACAUCUCAGACACCCUGGUCGCCAUCUUCAUCAAGGACGCGGCCCAUCACCUGGACCUCCGCGCCAACCACGCCCAGGACCCCGAGUCGGUGCUGCAGGCCCGCCUGUGGGAGGUGAGCUACAUGAAGCAGUGGAUCCGGGAGUUCCACAGAGCCGCCAGAAGGCAGCGCUGAGCCGCUGCGGACCGGCCCCACCGGCCCCUGCCACCCUGCCGCUCCACCCGCGUUCCACGGCGCCUGGGCUUUCCGCACGUGGUGGUUCUUUCCCCGGCCUCUGCCAUUAGAUUCAGUGGGGGCAGAGGCUGAGCCAGGCGGGAGCCGCCAUCCGUCCUGGCGCCACCUGCAGGAAGACCGCGUCAUGACGGCUCCCGUUCCCAUCCGUGGACCUCAGAACUGGAACAGAGUUGGCCACCGCCUUUCUUCCCAGGGAGAGUCGCUCCCUUAGUCUCUCUACAGGCAGGGACUUUUAAUUCUCCUUGGUUUUGAGGCCGAAGUCUUUCCUUCCAGCCUCUUCCUAAGCCCCCCCCAUCCCCCCAUUCCUCUUCUACCCAAAGAAGAUGGCUGAAGAUGAUGUAAACGCAGCUGGUAGGAAGCAUGUCCCAUGCCAAGCCAGGAAAUGGGGGCCAUUCCUUUUGUACUUGAUAGAAUGACUUUGGACUGUGCUGUAAAUAAAGAAUAAGGCUGGGCCGUC
Messenger RNA from Dipodomys ordii (Ord's kangaroo rat), 2082 nucleotides. It is a transcript of the gene Prcp, whose product is annotated as prolylcarboxypeptidase (angiotensinase C). The coding region runs from base 75 to 1565 and encodes 496 amino acids. The transcript has 9 exons. Gene Ontology annotation, molecular function: serine-type exopeptidase activity; dipeptidyl-peptidase activity. NCBI's taxonomy places the organism in Eukaryota, Metazoa, Chordata, Mammalia, Rodentia, Heteromyidae. Gene Ontology annotation, biological process: proteolysis; negative regulation of systemic arterial blood pressure; regulation of blood vessel endothelial cell migration. The record is from RefSeq and is a predicted model, not a curated record.